AGGAGGGCGGGCGCCAGCCCAGAGCCGCGCUGGGCACCGCGUGGACGCGGACGCUCUCCCGGGCCAGGCGCCCCCAGCGCUCGCUCCACCUGGCGGGAGCACCCAGGCCGGAGCGCGGAGGAUCUGGUCCCGGGGGCGACAUGGUCUCUGCAGCGGCCCCCAGCGUCCUCCUCUCUCUGCUGCUGCUCCUGCGGCCCGUGCCCGCAGCGGCCCACUCUGUGCCCCUGCGGGCCACCUUCCUGGAGGACGUGGCGGGCAGCGGGGAGGCCGAGGGCUCGUCGGCCUCCUCCCCGAGCCUCCCGCCACCUUGGACCCCGGCCCUCAGCCCCACGACGCCGGGACCCCAGCCCACGCUCCUGGCGGGCCCCUCGCCCCCCACCAACCUCCUGGACGGGAUCGUGGACUUCUUCCGCCAGUACGUCAUGCUCAUCGCCGUGGUGGGCUCGCUGGCCUUCCUGCUCAUGUUCAUCGUCUGCGCCGCGCUCGUCACCCGCCAGAAGCACAAGGCCUCGGCCUAUUACCCGUCCUCCUUCCCCAAGAAGAAGUACGUGGACCAGAGUGACCGGGCCGGGGGCCCCCGCGCCUUCAGCGAGGUCCCGGACAGGGCCCCCGACGGCCGGCCCGAGGAGGCCCUGGACUCCUCCCGGCAGCUCCAGGCGGACAUCCUGGCCGCCACCCAGAACCUCAAGUCUCCCGCCAGGGCCGCCCCGGGCGGAGGGGACGGAGCGAGGGUGGCGGAGGGCAGCCAGGGGGUGGAGCAGGACGCCCAGGGGGGACGUGGGGUCCCCGCGCAGGAGCCAGAGGUGCUGGAGGAGCCGUGCUCAGGGGUGGCCAGGGAGGCUCAGGCGGCCGGCGAGGGCCAGGGGGGGCCGGAAGGGUCUCUCUCGGUAGCCCAGGAAGCCCGGGGGCCCGCGGGUCCCCCCGAAAGCCCUUGUGCUUGCAGCAGCGUCCCCCCCAGCAUCUAACGCGCCUCUCAGGCUGCCGGCCCUGACUGUCAGACCCCAGGCCAUCGUCUCCCUGCGGGUGAAAAGGCCUCAGUCCCGCCUGCUUCCUGACACCCCCUCCUUGGCCACCCGGUGCCAAUUCCAGCGUGUCCCGAGUCUACCGCGAGCAGAGACGCUGGUCCCAGGCCCACCCCAGGGGUCUCGCCGAGCUCCGGGCCAUCUGCCUCUGCGGCCCCAAGGGGACACAUCCCACAGCACAGCCCUGAGGAGGAGGAGGAGGAGGAGGGACAUGUCCUUAUUAGAACCACGACAAAAUGGCCCAUGCAAUCAGCCACAUUGAUCGGGAGACAUACCUCACAGGUCCCUUGUGAGAGAGCAGACAUGGCUGCUUUUCUGUCGAGGUAGCAGAGGGAAACAGAAGAGUAGGUGUUUUGGAAGAGGUUGGGUGACAGCCGCUGAGAUGCCCCAGGGCUGGUGGCCCAGGGUGGCCCGGCUGGAAGCAGUAUUUUGGAACUGCAAACGAUGCCAUCCUUUGUGUCCCCCCACCCCUGAAUACUUUAGUGUCACUCUGUCUCUGCUCAGAGCCUCCACGGCAGAAGUGAGCCUGACUAAUCUGGAAGCUUCUGUGAGGCCCCUACACACACCAUGACAGGUCCCUAAACAAGCGUUUCCCAAACUGGGUUCCCUGAGGCGCCCUGAAGAAGCAAGGUUUUGAGGUCAAAUUUGUUGAGGAAACGCUGCUUCUCUAACCACCUCCCCUCCACCCCCGCCACCUUUUUUCCGAGCACUGCAGGGCUCUGACAAGUCCCGCAGGAGAGGCUCCUGCUGAAUUUGGUUUUGCUUAGCUUGUCCCAAACGUCUUUUAACCAAGAAGUCCUUUUUUUUUUCAGCUACAGAGUAAAGUCCUGUAGCACACACUCUGGAAAAUACUGAAUUUUCCCGAAGGGGCCCCCAGGCUUCUGGUUGGCCCAGGGUUAGGGUGUGGGGGGGGUUCAGCCCCCCUUAGGUGCCGUCCAAGCAGCCCCAGCCUUGGGGUGAAUUUCUCAUCUCGCUACUGCUGCUGGGCUGGGGAUCAAUGGCUCGAACCCCUGCUGUCAGGACUCUGAGGGAGCCUGGAAGCUGGGGGGGCUGUGUUUGAGGGGACCUCCACGCUGGGGGAGUCCCAGGGGACAGGGGAGGGUUUGCGAUGUCCACGCAGGUCGUCUGGCAGCCUGUGUCUGCGUACUCAGUUUCUGACAGGGGGCCUGGGCUCCAUCCUGCUUUGGGGAGGCCCUGGGAGGGGGGGUCUGUCCUGUGUCCCUCCAUCUGGGCCCCCCCACCCCCCCCCCCGGCUCUGCACAGCUCUCCGGGUGCUGAGCUGCAGCACACCGGCACAAUAAACCUUUAUUCUGGCCUGA
Molecule: messenger RNA, 2341 nt
Organism: Lemur catta (Ring-tailed lemur)
Lineage: Eukaryota; Metazoa; Chordata; Mammalia; Primates; Lemuridae
Gene: TMEM119
Product: transmembrane protein 119
Exons: 2
Coding region: 141-965 (274 amino acids)
Biological process (GO): positive regulation of osteoblast proliferation; positive regulation of bone mineralization; ossification
Cellular component (GO): plasma membrane
Source: RefSeq, a predicted model, not a curated record